Molecule: messenger RNA, 2164 nt
Organism: Zingiber officinale
Lineage: Eukaryota; Viridiplantae; Streptophyta; Magnoliopsida; Zingiberales; Zingiberaceae
Product: serine/threonine-protein kinase PEPKR2-like
Exons: 3
Coding region: 336-1706 (456 amino acids)
Biological process (GO): intracellular signal transduction; peptidyl-serine phosphorylation; protein autophosphorylation
Cellular component (GO): cytoplasm; nucleus
Molecular function (GO): calmodulin binding; ATP binding; calcium-dependent protein serine/threonine kinase activity
Source: RefSeq, a predicted model, not a curated record
AGUCCGUCUCGAUCUCGCGUCGGUCGACUCAGGCCUUGACCGCAUCGUCAACCGAUCCCUCGCUCUCGUUGCGUCUUUCCUUUCCCCCUCCUGCUCGCCUCCAGUGUUCUUUCCAUUCCACGCGCGCCGCGCGUCCGCCCGCCCCUAAAUUCACAUCGUCUCCAGGAAUUUUACUGAUCUUUCGCUUUGAUUGUAGGGUUUCCCCUCUUCCUGAUUUCUCGCGCAACGAUCUAUCCCUCCGCGGGCGAGAAGAGGCAGAGCGGGAGCGUAUGGCUUCCUGGUUCUUGUCAUUGCUCUAGGGCGGGUAUGAUUGGGUUGAUCCACGCUGCGGCGCGAUGAGGAGGAAAAGGAAGGGGAUUAGGCCGCCGGACACUGUCGGUCUCUGCCGGACAGAUGAUUUCGACACGGCGCGUCAGAUCAAGAAGCAGUGUGGCGAGGAUUGGAAGGCUUCUCGUGAUCAGAAGGUGGGAUCUGGCAGCGGCAGGGGAGAAAAAAGACGUUUGUGUGCCGGAGGCGCGGCUUCUAGAGUGGUCAUGACUGCCCCGCCCUCCGUGAGAUUGGCGGCUGAUCUCCCCGGCCGUGGCCUGAAGAGGAAGCUGGGAUGCAUGGAGCCUGCGACCAGGAUUGGGAGGACGGAGAAACUGGAGGAUGAGUAUGUUCUUGGACACAAGAUUGGGAAAGGGAGGUUUGGUUCUGUGCGGCUCUGCCGGAGCAAGGUGGAUGGAAAAGAAUUUGCCUGCAAGACUCUGCGUAAGGAUGGAGAUGAGACAGUUCACCGUGAGGUGGAGAUCAUGCAGCAUAUCUCGGGCCACCCUGGCAUUGUAACCUUGAAGGCAGUUUUUGAAGAUGAGAAAAGCUUUCAUCUUGUUAUGGAACUGUGUUAUGGGGGCCGGUUGAUUGACCAGAUAAACAAGGAAGUGAGGUACUCAGAGCAGAGGGCUGCCAUUCUGCUAAAGGAGUUGGUCACAAUCAUCAAAUACUGCCAUGAAAUGGGUGUUGUUCAUAGGGAUAUCAAGCCGGAGAAUAUUCUUCUCACAGCUUCAGGGAAGAUAAAGCUGGCUGACUUUGGUUUAGCAGUCCGAUUUACAACAGGGCAGAAGCUGUCUGGACGUGCAGGGAGCCCUGCAUAUGUAGCGCCAGAAGUUCUCCUGGGAGACUAUUCUGAGAAAGUUGAUAUUUGGGCUGCCGGUGUUCUUCUCCAUGUGCUCUUGGUUGGUGCACUUCCAUUCAAAGGCCACUCUCGAGAAGCUGUCUUUGAGGAAAUUAAAUUUACAGAGCUUGAUUUCGUCAGCGGGACAUGGGCAUCUGUCUCAGAUCUUGCAAAGGACCUUGUUUGCAGGAUGCUUACUCGAGACACCUCCAAAAGAAUCACAAUCGAUGAAAUUUUGUUGCACCCAUGGAUCCUGUUCUAUACAAAAUGCCCAUCUGAGUUGAUGCCAAGAAAGCCCAGGAUUAGAAGUUCUAAACCCAUACUUGCUAUGGAACGAAUUGCUGCACUCAUUAGCAGCUCUCUUACGACAGAGAGUAGUUCAAAUACAAGAUCAGAAGAGCAGCACGAUGGUAAUUGUUUUGUUGACGUUUUGGCCACUGCAAUGGCACGAGUUUCUAUAUCUGAGACGAAACGAAGCAGGCUGUGUGGUCCAAUGCAUCCCAUCCAGCAGCAGCGCUCAUCUAACAUGGAAGCUAAUCUUUGUACAGCAUUCUGACUCUGAUGCACAGCCUCUGAUGUACAGCAGCAGGAGCAGCUGAACCCCUUCAGAUUUCUUACUUGCUGAGUUUAUUGACCUGAAGCUAAUGGAUUAACUACAUCCACAUGGCAUUCAUUAAGAGGCACACCUUCAUUUUUCCAGAGAGUUAAAGUUAUUUCUCUCUGUUGACCUCUUUAAGAAGUCCGAGGCAUUUGAUAUGGUCUGAUGAUUGCCCAAUAGGAGCUGCUUGUAUAUACCUGAGACUCUUACUUUCAGAACUGCUACCCCGACUUUAUUAGGUAGAUGGCUAUAUUUUAGCAUACUUGCUUUGAUGUUGAAAAAGAGGAGAAAUCCAAAUUAUGUGAAUAUGUUAACCACUAGAUAAGUCGAGGAGAUUGACUAGUUAUCAAAUGAUGCUAUCUCUGAAACUUUAAUUAAAGUAUGAAACUGAGGUGAUGGGUUUGUCAUUCUCGCGA